UAUAAUUUUUGUUGACGUCUUCCUAACACACGUAGGGCCUAAGUUAAGAGAGAAAAAGAGGGGAAAACAGUUGGAAACAAAUAUAGCGAGAAAAUAGAAUAAAUCAAGAUUUUCAUCAUGAAAUGUGACUUGUGGAUUAUUUACUCAGCUAUAACUGGUUUUGCAAUUAUCGAAUAUGGACAUUUGGUUGAAGCUGGUAAAGACUACUACAAAAUCCUUGGCGUUGAAAGGGAUGCAACCGACAGGAAAAUUAAAAAGGCAUUUAGGAAAUUGGCAGUAAAAUACCACCCUGACAAAAACAAAAGCAAAGGUGCCGAAGCUAAAUUCCGUGAAAUUGCAGAAGCAUACGAGGUCCUAUCAGACGAGAAAAAGAGAAAACAAUAUGAUCGAUUUGGAGAAGAAGGAAUGAAAGAACAACCUGGAUUUGAAGGAUUUAAUUUCAAUUUUGAUGACCUUUUCAAAAAUUUUGGUGGAUUUGGAAAUAGUGGAGGUCAAAAAAGAAGGUCAAAUGGUGGUGGAUUCAAGUUUAGUUUUGAUGAUAUAUUUAGCCAACAUGAUGAUGAUGAUGAUGAGGACAGCUUAUUUGGUACUGCACACCAUGGUUUUGGGGGCCAUGGGUUUGGGGGUCAUGGGUUUGGAGAUGACCUUUUCUCUUUUGGCUCAAAACAAGAGACAUUUACCAAAACUGAAACUCGGUCAUCAGGACAAACAUGUCGAACUGUCACAAAGAAAAUGGGGAACAUGGUAACAACUUAUACACAAUGCUCCUAACAGUUUUUCAUAACUUGGAGUUAAUAUGCUGUUAUAUAGUAUAAGGGCAAAAAUACCUUGUACUGUUGCCGUUAGGUACACGCUUUUUUAUAAGGAACCUACCUCAAGGCCUAGUUUCAAAAGUUCCUUUUUGUAGACCUCAAAUUAUCAAAUUGUAGUACCAAAAGUUCCUUAAUAGUUCCUUAAUUUGUUUUGACUAAAAAAACCUUUACACUCAAUAGGGAGGGGCGAGACAGCAAAUACGAAAACUACUCAAUGCACUUGACACACAAAUUGCAAACAAUCUAUGUGACUAUUGGCUGCAAAUGAAUGGAAAUGGCUUUUUAGUUCUUAAUGCUUGCAGUUAUAAAAAUUAUUCAAAUCGAAAAGUUCCUUAGGGAUUUCAAUUUUAGUAGUAUAAGUUCUUUAAAUAUUUUGGCCUUCUACAUAUAGGUUCCUUAUAAAAAAAGCAUGUAAAUGAAUAUUGAUUCAAAGUCUUUCAGUGUAAUCUUAAAGCCAAGUCAAAACCAAAUCUGAAGUUAGCAUUCAGCAAGUGAAGUCUUUUUCAUAGCAGCUGAAAACCCUGCUGAAAUGAGGGCUUCGAAUCCUGUCAUGAUAUUGUAUUUCAAGUAUGACCAAAAAAUCUCUUAAAAUUAGGUUUUGUUUGAUUGAGCUUGUUUGAACUGUUGGAUAGUGCCCUAGCCAGCAAAAAAUUACAGUAGUAACAGUCCUUUGCCUUUACAUACAUUGAAACCUUUGAAUCAGAAUUACUGUGAAUCUAUACAGCCCUAGCUGAAAUGUGUCAUCUGUUUUAUUGUACCAUUUCAUUUAUUUAAAAGUUGAUAAUGUGCAGAAA
Messenger RNA from Rhopilema esculentum, 1606 nucleotides. Its product is annotated as dnaJ homolog subfamily B member 9. Gene Ontology annotation, cellular component: endoplasmic reticulum. Lineage: Eukaryota; Metazoa; Cnidaria; Scyphozoa; Rhizostomeae; Rhizostomatidae. The record is from RefSeq and is a predicted model, not a curated record. Gene Ontology annotation, molecular function: misfolded protein binding; protein-folding chaperone binding. Gene Ontology annotation, biological process: ERAD pathway.